CCGGAGAAGUCAAGCUGAGAAUUAGAAGCUCAAGUGAAGAUCAGAAACGCCAAGAAUUUAGGUGUGGAAAUAAACUGAAUUCGAAGUAUCCGCACAAGAUCAAAUGUUGGUCCAGGAUCGUGCGGUGCCGAAACCCCCGAAAUCCCAGAUCGGAACUCUCCCCACACUGCACCGAAACCGAUUCUCUGAGCCUAAAAGCCUCGACUUUUCGACAUGGGUUUCUGAUAAUUUCUACAAAAUCGUUACGAUAUGUAUCCUUAUCUUCACCGUGGCGACCGUCUUCUUCCUCUACAACUCGACUGACACGGCGUCUUUUCUAAGGCUCCAGUCCCAGACGCAGCAAUCUCUUGAUUCCAUCUCUCUCCCUCGAAUCAACUGGAAUUCGAUCGCACCCAUCUCUGAUAAGUCGUCUCCUUACGCGAAUUUUCGAUCCGAGCGAUGGAUUGUGGUGUCGGUGUCGGAUUAUCCCUCGGAUUCGUUGAAAAGGAUGGUGAAGAUCAGGGGGUGGCAAGUUUUGGCGGUUGGAAAUUCGAGGACGCCCAAGGAUUGGAGCUUGAAAGGUGCCAUUUUUCUGUCUUUGGAUACGCAAGCUAAUUUGGGGUUCCGGGUUGUGGAUUUCUUGCCUUAUGAUUCUUAUGUUAGAAAGACUGUGGGUUAUCUGUUUGCAAUCCAACAUGGGGCCAAGAAGAUCUUUGAUUGUGAUGAUCGUGGGGAGGUGAUUGAUGAUGAUUUAGGGAAGCAUUUUGAUGUAGAAUUGAUGGGGGAGGGAGCCAGGCAAGAGCCUCUAUUGCAAUAUAGUCAUGAUAACCCUAAUAGGACUGUAGUGAACCCAUAUAUUCAUUUCGGGCAACGGUCGGUUUGGCCAAGGGGAUUGCCACUAGAGAAUGUAGGUGAAAUUGAGCAUGAGGAGUUUUACACUGAGGUCUUUGGUGGCAAGCAGUAUAUACAACAAGGGAUUUCCAAUGGGUUACCUGAUGUAGAUUCUGUGUUUUAUUUUACAAGGAAGUCAGGUUUGGAAGCAUUUGAUAUUAGGUUUGAUGAGCGUGCACCAAAAGUGGCAUUGCCGCAAGGUAUGAUGGUGCCAGUGAACUCAUUUAAUACCAUGUAUCAUUCAUCAGCAUUUUGGGCAUUGAUGCUUCCUGUAUCUGUUAGCACCAUGGCUUCUGAUGUUUUGAGGGGUUAUUGGGGACAGAGGCUUUUGUGGGAGAUUGGUGGUUAUGUUGUUGUUUAUCCACCCACAGUUCAUCGGCAUGAUAGAAUUGAAGCAUAUCCAUUUUCAGAGGAGAAGGAUCUUCAUGUGAAUGUAGGCCGUUUGAUCAAAUUCUUGGUAGCAUGGAGGUCAAACAAGCAUAGGUUGUUUGAAAAGAUAUUGAAAUUAAGUUAUGCUAUGGCUGAAGAGGGGUUUUGGACUGAGAAGGAUCUCAAGUUCACUGCUGCUUGGCUUCAGGACUUGCUUGCUGUUGGUUAUCAGCAACCAAGGUUGAUGUCUCUGGAAUUGGACCGGCCACGGGCAAAUAUUGGUCAUGGGGAUCAAAGGGAAUUUGUCCCUCGGAAAUUGCCAUCUGUUCAUCUUGGAGUGGAAGAAAUGGGAACAGUUGAUUAUGAGAUAGGGAAUUUGAUUCGGUGGAGGAAAAAUUUUGGAAAUGUCGUGCUUGUCAUGUUUUGCAAUGGUCCGGUGGAGCGCACGGCCUUGGAGUGGAGAUUGCUUUAUGGGCGAAUAUUCAAAACAGUUAUUAUUUUAUCUGGGGAGAAGAAUUUAGAUCUGGCUGUUGAACAAGGUCAAUUGGAUCAUGUUUACAAGCAUCUGCCCAAAAUAUUUGAUCGAUAUAGUAGUGCAGAAGGCUUUUUAUUCCUUGAAGAUGAUACCAUUCUUAAUUACUGGAAUCUCAUACAAGCAGACAAGACAAAGCUUUGGAUUACUGAUAAGGUAUCCAAGUCUUGGACUACAGUAUCAACUGAUGGAAACUCAGAGUGGUUUUCAAAACAAGCUGAAAUGGUAAAGAAAGUUGUGAGCACAAUGCCAGUCCACUUUCAAGUGAACUAUAAAGAAGUCAUGAAGAAUGACCGAAGCCUCACAAUCUGCAGUUCUGAGAUAUUCUAUAUUCCUCAACACCUUGUCUCUGAUUUUGUUGAUCUUGUCAAUCUGGUUGGCGAUCUAGAAAUCCACCACAAGGUUGCCAUACCCAUGUUCUUCACAUCAAUGGAUUUGCCUCAGAAUUUUGACUCAGUGCUCAAUACAAUGGUCUAUGAGCUGAAACUGCCUACUAAUUCUUCAACACAUUAUUCUGCACAAGCACCUGCAGUGCAUCCAUGGAGUGUGUCAAGCGAACAGGAAUUCAUAAAGCUAAUCAGAAUAAUGGCCGAAGGUGAUCCUCUCCUAAUGCAGUUGGUUUGAAGGUAAAAUAGACUUCUUUGAUACAUAAAGGAACUGCUGUAGGAGAGGAAACAGAAACCAUGUACCACUUUGUAACUGUCAUACCAAAUUCUGCUCUUCUUUUUACCUUAAUUUUUUCAAGGGAGGGGUGUUCUUUUUGUAACUUCUCUGUAGAUUUACCGUUGUAUGAUUCAUUUCCUGAUUGGGGGUCCCCUUCACAGAAAAUUGUGUCAAUCUUGUUCAUCUGGUUCAUUAAUAUAUGAGAAGAAAAAUGUUCUCAUAUGCCAAUCUGUGUUUUUCUUGAUGUUUUCCUUUAUGGUUGAAAGGUUUAUGUGCCUUAACCCCUCUUUAACAUCUUUGGUCUUCACUGAGUAGUGACACUUCCGCAAAAUGACUUAUCUUUACCCUCAUGGUUUUAGCAAGUGUUUCUAUGGAGUCAGAAAAUGGACUAAACUACAGCGUUUGUUUUGACCACACUAACAAAUUAUCAUGAAUCUC
Rubroshorea leprosula is the source of this 2872-nucleotide messenger RNA. NCBI's taxonomy places the organism in Eukaryota, Viridiplantae, Streptophyta, Magnoliopsida, Malvales, Dipterocarpaceae. The record is from the annotation of a GenBank genome assembly.